Cyphellophora attinorum is the source of this 792-nucleotide messenger RNA. RefSeq names its product Outer spore wall protein RRT8. The record is from RefSeq and is a predicted model, not a curated record. NCBI's taxonomy places the organism in Eukaryota, Fungi, Ascomycota, Eurotiomycetes, Chaetothyriales, Cyphellophoraceae. Bases 1 to 792 code for a protein of 263 amino acids. Gene Ontology annotation, cellular component: prospore membrane; lipid droplet; ascospore wall. The transcript has 4 exons.
AUGAACGAGCGCGUGAAGACCGUAGCCACCGAUGAGGCCCGCGCCGUGAAGGCAAUGACCAAGGAUGCCGUUCAAUCGAAUGCCUGGCUAUACCCGUUCAAAGGCAUCGUCUAUUUCUUGUCCCACAAGGAUCUCUGGAAGCCGUUGAUCUCCAAGCUCACGCCCACCCUCAGCACAGGAGUCAUCGUCACUGUCGCCUGCUUUGCCGCCCUGUAUCUUCCUCAGGCUGCUAUCAUGCAUUCACCUCUGAGUUCUACAAUCACCAACGUCAUCAGCCGAACCUUCUUCAUUGAAGAGGCUUUGGUCGACACAUUUGAUGGUACACUGCUUUCCAGAGACUGCAAGAACCUGGUCGAGGAGGGUAGACAGGUCAAGACGGGUGGUGACAACAUUGCGAGACUAGGAAAGCUGGUCAAGAAGCCGUUCGCCAAGUUCGCUCCCAACGCCAUCAUUCGCUACCUGCUCUAUCUUCCGCUGAACUUCAUUCCUGUGGUUGGGACAGCCAUCUUCAUCGUACUGCAGGGCAAGAGAGGAGGACCUCAGGCUCACUCGCACUACUUCCAACUCAAGGAAUGGAGCACGUCGCAGAAGGAGACUUUCGUUCAUCAACACCGUGGCGGCUACACAGCGUUCGGAGUGGCUGCCUUUGUGCUGGAGAUGGUGCCAUUUGCCAACCUGAUCUUCGCGUUCACGAACACGGUCGGCGCAGCACUGUGGGCCGCAGAUAUGGAAAAGAGUGCUGGCACAGCCCCAAAGUUGCGAGAGCAGGCGAGGAAGGCCGAUGAGUUGUGA